Molecule: messenger RNA, 1477 nt
Organism: Zea mays
Lineage: Eukaryota; Viridiplantae; Streptophyta; Magnoliopsida; Poales; Poaceae
Source: RefSeq, a predicted model, not a curated record
CUUCCUGCGCCCAUGCAUGGUUGAAUAAUAUUAGAUGCUCAAAUGGCUCUUGACCCUCCAAACAAUUUGGCAUAAGAUACAUCUCCCCUUCUCACCCAACCCUCCAAGCAACAUUGACCGCAAAGGGCCAUCCGCUGCGGUCAGUGUAGGUUUCUGAAUCAUAGCUUGGCGAUGCCUGAGGCUAGACAAAUACUGAGCUAGCCUUCAGAAAAAAAAGAAAAGAAAGAGAUUGAGAAGCAGGGAGAAAAAAUGGCACUGGCCCAUUGAGGAAGCUUGAGAACCAGUUAACAAGAAUUGCCAACAUAUUCUUGGACAAUCUUGUUAACAGAGUUUUAAGGUUUCCCAGCAGACAUUUUUCGAGUCCAGGAAGAGCGCGUGCAACCACCACAUUCAUAUAAUUAAUAAGCAAGGUUUAGAGAAGAGGCAACAUGGGCACAAAGAUGAAGAAGGGGAUCCUGAAGCCGUUCCGCUAUAUCUCAACCAUCAUGGAUGGUAAGGAGGCUGAAAUGCAAAUUGGGUUCCCGACGGAUGUAAAACACGUGGCACAUAUUGGUUGGGAUGGUCCUGGCUCCACGAACAACAACAACAAUAACAACAGCAACAACAAUAGUGGCGGAGCACCUAGCUGGAUGAAGGAUUACCACUCGGCACCGCUUGACUCGUCCUCUUUUAGGAGUGAGAGUGGGGGCACGGCUGCUGCAAAUCCCUGGGCUUCUCAAGAGAUAGUCAUGGAUGGAGCAAGCGUCGGAGAAACCUCCUUCAGGGACACGAAAAGCGAGGCAGGCGUCGACGUCGGCGGGGGCGACUCCCCACCGUCCCCCGCCACCCGCCGGUCGAGACGGCACCGCUCUCGGGGCUCCGGCACCUCAUCCAUGGACGCCACCGGCGGCGAGGGCGAGGAGAAGACUAAGGAGAAGAGCAAGAAGGGCACCCGAAAGAACCGCAAGAAGCAGGACAAGUCGGCCGGCGACGACGCCUCGGGCACAUGCCAGGACCUCCCCGCCGUUCCCAAGAAGUCCAACCGCCGGAAAAACAAGGGAAGCUCCGAGGGGAGCGGUAGCGCCGCGGCCAAGGACACCACCGCGGCCGCGCCGGAGGAGGUGGCGGCGUCGGCGUCGGCGACCGCACCCGCCGUGGACGACGACUAGGGAUAUAUAAUCCAAGUUGCUGCGGCCUCGUAUAAGAACUUUUGGAGAUGAAAUUAACAUGCCGAAAGGUACUUAAUCAUAUGGUAUUCAGAAGGGCACGUGCAAUGGGGAGUUCAAGGUCACGUACAUUAGCAUUCUCAGGAGUGGGUGUGCACGCACAAAUGCCAUUUUUUUCUCUCUGUUUCUUUCUCUAAUAUUGAUCCGCUUUUUUGUGGACAUGUUAUCUCGUUCAAGAUUUCGUAUAUAAACUAAUACUUUGGGCGGGAUAUAUAAAUCUGUCUCACUCAUUUAUAUCAUAUGUAUUAUAUAUGCGUUUUUGUUAUGCAAUA